Molecule: messenger RNA, 2989 nt
Organism: Scutellospora calospora
Lineage: Eukaryota; Fungi; Glomeromycota; Glomeromycetes; Diversisporales; Gigasporaceae
Source: the annotation of a GenBank genome assembly
GCAGCAAAAUCAUUACCUUUAUUUUAGUCUUCAGUUUGUUGACUAUUCAUCAACUCUCAAAAAAAAUUUUAGCAAUACAUUUUUUCAAACUAUUCCAGCAAUAAAUGUACAAAUUAUUCAAGAAUCAAAAGUAUUGUUUGGCUGGAAGAUAACACCAGUGCAGACUAACAUUACGGUUGAACAAUUUUUUUUAAAACUAGCAGAAGAACAUGUGUCAAAUAAUUAUUUAGAUUUGAUUGAAAAGGUCGAAGCUCGAUGUGGAAAUUCAAAAACUACGGCUAAUCAAAAUGUUGAUCUUACAUGUAAUUUGUGGGAAGUUGCAUUAGAUUAUGGAAAACAUUUUGUUUUUCGAUUAAUUACGUCACAAGCAACUCCAUCAAGUUACCAAUAUACUAAUCCUUUUGAAAUUAUGUUUAACACUCAAAAUUCUAUUACACUUCCUAUGUGGAAACCUAGUGCAAAACCAAAUAAAAAAGAACAAUUGCGAAAUGAUAUAGUAGCAUGGAUUAAGAAAGAAAACGGUGGUUGGAUAGGGCCAGAUAUGGCUGAAACAAUUGGUAAACCAUUUAUACAGGAUUUAACCAAUGCGCUAUGGUACAUAGAUGGAUGUAGUAGUGAUACAUUUACACAACGAUACAACUUACCGAGAGUCUUUGAGAACUUCAUGGGAUACAACAAUCCACAACAUCACAAAUGUACCCGACCUAGAUUUAAUAUUGAAGAGCUUAACGAAUAUAGUGAAUGUCUUUUCAAAUAUACUACCCACUCGUGGAUGAUAAGAUCACCAUUUUCAACAUUUCUCAAAGAACCAAUCAUAAAGCUCAGUGAAAAUCUCUCUAAAUACGCCGAAUAUCUUGCCCACAAACGUAUAGUAACAUUACAAAACCGAGAACUUAAUCAACCUGUAAUUAAUGAAUACAAUAAUGGCGAACUAAAAAUAUUCAAAGCGAAUAACAAGUGUAAAUCAGAGAAUACUUUAAAAUACAGAAACCUUUCAUUAGCCUUACAAGAAAAACAAUACUGGCAACCAAUUUUGGCUGAUGAUUUUUGCUCUUCAAUGUCACGAGUACAAAAGCAUCGGUAUUUAACAAAUUUAGAAGUAGGAUUCACAUUUAAAAUUGGAAUCUAUACUUAUCAUCAUGGAAAUGUUUGCAAUGCAACGUAUAUUUGGCACAUAGAUGAGGAAGCAACGGAAGAAGAAAUGUCUAAUCAACACUAUAAAAUCAGAACAGAAAUAAAAAAUGAUUUUCCUACUUAUCAUACACGUCGUAUGCAUAGAGAGUACAUGGACAUAUGCGAACUUCAUUUGAACAAACAACCGAAGGCCAAAUUGCGACGCAUAUAUAAAGAAUUAACAAACGAUGCUUCAGCUGCUGAAACGACGAAUCAAAGAGAAGUUGAUGAGCAUGUUAAAUUGGCCUUUGAAUUAAAUGAUCCUAAAAUAAUCAGUGAUCUGAGAGAACUUAAUGAAGGCAGGCCAAGUAAAUAUGAUGAAUUUUGGGCUGCGGGCAAAAAAUUUUUAGAAGGUAUUGCACAAGAAGCAGUGGUUGCUGUUGAUGAAAGAAGACACGAUCUAAUUGUGCAUCUCGCACAAGCUAUCUCAGUUCGUGAUCUUCGCGAUAUGAUAGCUAAAGAAGUAAAAAAAACUCACCCACAAGCGCCAAUUCCAUCAACUCAAUGGCUUCGCUUACAAUUUUGGCCGACUACACCAACAAAUAAAAAUAGUUUACAAUAUACUGGCAUUUUGCCCAUUAAAUUUAUGAUCCAGACUCGUCAACUCCGGUGUGAACACGUUGAUUUGCAUUACGCAUCAGCGUUGUUUAGAUAUUUAAAAGAAAUGGCAAUCAUGUUUCGGGAUGAAGCCUAUCUUGUUUUUAUGGAUGACAAACACCGCUGUAAAAUUGGUGAGCCCGGUUGUCCGGUCGCAGCUGUAGAUCGUGGAAAGAGAGCUAAAAGAGUACCUGGACUUAAAGAAGGAGUAAUCAAAAGUUUACAGCCUACUAAAACUAUUAUGCAAGAUCUUUUUGAACGAUUGGAGCUCAAAGGAGAAAAAUUUUCUACAUUUGAAUCAACGACAGAGCAAGAGAUUGAACAUUUGUGGGAGUCUGUACUUGAAGUAGAUGAUUUAUUAGUGCCUGAAGACACGUCUAGAAAGUAUAUUGAAAAUAAGUCUCGCAUUCUUGAAUUCAUGAAUCAUUGUUGCCGGUCCAGAACCUAUUUUUUUGAAAUUAGAAAAUGUCAAGCAGCUGAAACUGGUUGUAUGAUUUGCAAACCACCACGAAGUAAACCUGAUAUAUUCGUGAAGUUACAACCCUUUCCAGAUCCUAUACCUAAAGCAAAUGAAGAUCAUUAUACACCAUUUUGUGAAAUAUAUGGUAAGGAUACUAGUGAAAAAUAUCGCCCAUCUUCACGUCAAAAAGUCAAUGUAUCUACAUCAUCAACUACUAUGAUGAUUAACGGCCUCGGUACAAAUGGCAUGGGUUUUAGCCCCCGGGCACAAUAUGCGGCAAAUGUGCGUGUUUUGGUCAAGUGUAUUGAAUGCAACAGACCACGAGUACUCUAUUCACAACAUCGUUUAAACCCAGAAGAAGAAAAUCUUCUCAAAAACUUUAUAGAAACAAUUGAUUAUACGUGUGGUAUAACGUUCUAUGGAAUUUCAGAUCUUACAAAAGCCAGUUCACCUGACGAUGAUACUAAUAGUAUAGAGGACAAUGUUAAUGAAUCGCCUGUGGAACAAGAUGUGAAUAAUGAUAAGUUGUCUUUAGAGAUAUUGUUUAAGCACGUAUUUGUAAAUGCCAAGCUUACCUGCUCGACACCUAUGGAAGUUUCAUACUUUUCUUCUCGUCUUUACCCAGAUGUUUGUUUUCAGUGCGGCAAUGCAGAAAUCCUUUUAUCAACUCCUGCUGGUCAACAGCCAUAUUCUCCUUUUACGAUACUAAGUGUAACUCGACUGGAUGUCAAAUCAACACAUAUUAUUCCAAUACCGUGA